AUGUACUUCAGUAAUGAUACAUGUCCCGUGCAGAUAUAUUUCCCAAAUGACUUGAAAAAGUACUUUACCCAUCAUCAUGAGGUGUUUCUUUUGGGAUAUGAGGUUGGGAAUGCAUACGUUAUAUUUCAAUGUACGGAGGAUGCGAACGCCUAUACUGCUGCAAUUCCUGGGUUGAAAAUUGUGGGCACAAUCAAUCAACCGUCAAGUGGGUAUCUUUUGAACUUGCACUACGAUCAAGCGGGAGGACACGUUUCGUGUUCACUCAAUCCUACCAUUAUUUAUUUCGAUCCCCCAAAUUUCAGAAACUUGGAGUAUUUCUCCAUUGAGCCCAUUUUAUUACAAUCUGUGGAAAAGUCAACGAAAUCAUCAACAUCAAUUGAAUCAAAAUUUGAUGCAUAUAUUCCGGAGGUUGGGAUACCACCGCAAAAUACAUCAAUAGCUGAUGGCGAUGUCUUGGAUAAGAUCAAUCUGAUAUACAGAGCUCGAAAUAAACUCAAACAAGUUAGUAUACUGUCCACAUCGACAAUGUUUGACUCAUUUUGCAAGUGGAUAGUUGUACAAUCGAUAAUACCUAUCAUUAAAAUUUGCCAGAAUGUGCUAAUAAUGCUUUUACUGAUUAUCAAUUUCGAAAUUUUGGGUUACUCAUUGGUUCAAGUCUCAAAAUGUUUUCGACAAUUGGAUCUACGAUUGAAACAGUUAAACUACUUCCCCAUUCAAUUUUUGUGCUACUACGAUCGAAACGUAUUAUAUCAAAAAGAUUCACAAAUUAUCAAUGAAUUGAAAUUGCCCAUCCUCAAUACUAAUUUAAACAUCAACAAUUCAAACUACAUCAAUUUAUAUAAUUCGCUAUGGUUGAUUUUCAAUGAUAUCUUACUUGGAGUUACAGUCUAUGGGUACAUUGACAGGUACCAAUAUCAAAUAUUCAACUUUAUCCAAUCGACAAUCUUGGAAAAGUUAUUAUGCAAUGAGUUAGUUUCUUUGAUAACUUGGGUAUCAACUGAAAAUCCCGCUGGUUUUAAAUUGAAUACUGACUUGGGUAAAUUCUUUGGUGAUUUAUACAUUUGGACAAUAUUAUUUUGGAGAGAUUAUGUGGAAAAUGUUCACAUUAGCAAGAACAAGAGCAUGAUUUUACAAAUAUUGAAAGUUCUUUGUUAUGGAGGUGGAUGCUCAUUCUUGCUAUCAUUCCUUAUUGAUUGUAUUCAAUUAUUGACGUUCCACAUGUAUGCAUUCUACUACGGUGCUGCCAAAAUUUAUAAACGACAACUUGAAAUUAUCAAGUCAUUGUUUCAAUUGUUUCGGGGAAAGAAGUACAAUGUGCUUCGUAAUAGAAUAGACAACUUAAACAAUUAUGAAACUGGGGAUGUUUUCGAGAUUGAUCAAUUAUUAUUGGGGACUUUAUUGUUUAUGAUUAUGAUUUUCCUUUUACCAACUACAUUUGCAUUCUACCUUACAUUCACCAUUUUCCAUAUCAUGAUACUCAUGGCUCAUAAUUUGUUGGAGAAUAUAACUAUUGUUUUGAAUUUCACACCGAUUUUCGUAUGUUUGUUGAAACUUAAAAACUCAAAAAGGUUGCAAGGAGGGAUCAGGUUUCAAUAUAAAGGCUCUUACAACAGGACAACGUUUUUAUCUAUAUCAAACAAGUCACUCACAUAUCAAGCAAUUUUUGUCAACUAUGUGAAAUUGUUUCAGCGGGCGAAGAAUUUCAGACACUCCAUUGUCAAGAAUUUACUAUCCGGAAAUAUGAUUUCAUUCAAGUAUGACCAUAAUCUAAAGUUUCUAUACUUGAUGUUACCAGAGGAGUACGCUGAAACAAUAAGUAUUUGGAAGUAUGUAAAGUAG
Lodderomyces parapsilosis is the source of this 1839-nucleotide messenger RNA. It is a transcript of the gene GPI1, whose product is annotated as phosphatidylinositol N-acetylglucosaminyltransferase. Gene Ontology annotation, biological process: GPI anchor biosynthetic process. The transcript has a single exon. The record is from RefSeq and is a predicted model, not a curated record. NCBI's taxonomy places the organism in Eukaryota, Fungi, Ascomycota, Pichiomycetes, Serinales, Debaryomycetaceae. Bases 1 to 1839 code for a protein of 612 amino acids. Gene Ontology annotation, cellular component: endoplasmic reticulum; membrane.